AUGUCUCUCUCGCAUCAAGCCAGACUGUGGAUCAUGGUCCUAGCUGUGUGUAGUGUGACCCCGCUCAUCCAUGCGGCGGCUAAUAUAUUACAUUGCCACAACCUAGAAUAUGCUGGUCCGAUAAAAGAAGUGAUAGAAAUGAAACCCACUAAGCUGGCAGAGAAGACUUCCAAUGCAGCCAAGGUCAUACAGGGUUUUGCCACCGACAUGGCCUCCUCUGCCAUAGAAGAGAUCCCAGUCGUAGGUUCCGUACUCAGCACUCUCUUCGGCCACAUAGUAGACGCUUAUGGCGGUGGAGGCUUAGAUCCUGAAGACGUUUACAACAGUUUGAAGACAGAAAUCGAUCAGCUCAAAAAGUACAUGGACCAAGAAAUCGUAGAAGCAAAAUUAGAUUACAUCAAAAAGGCUUUUGGGACAAGCCAUGGUGGAAUUCUUAGCUAUGCAAUGCACUGCGAAAAAACGUACAAAGGUGAUGCAGACGACAUGGCAAAUUGUUUGGAGAAUUUACGCUCUAUGCUGACUCAACAGUACCACUUCUUCGUGCCAUCCGCUGACAGUAAGGUCAGUAUGUUGGAAUUUUCUUUGCCCAUGUUCCGCAUGUAUGGAGAGCUCUAUGUAGACACUCUCUUGGAACAGAUUGGUGUUGCAAGAAAGAGAGGCAAGGAUACUCAAGCUGUAGCACAUACAGAAACCUUGAUUAAAACAGUGAACGACUUCAAAGAGCAUUUCAAAACCGCUUUUGAAAAAAUCGCCAAACUUCAUUGCAGGCCACACGUUAUGCCACCCGAUAAAUAUCCCGACUGUGCAGUUUUACCAGGCCAGAAUGUCGACAUGUGUACUUGCAUUUUAGCAAUUGGACCAAACAAAUUCACAUCGGAUGAAGUCACAAAGGGCCCAGGGAAAGACUCCAAAAACUUUUGUCUUGGGAUUUUCUAUAAUAGGGUCAACCCAUGUGAAGAUGCCAAAGAAGGUUAUCGGAAAAAAUACGCUGAAAAACACCUCAAAGCCAUUGCAACCUACUGGAAGAAACAAGUUGGAGAUGCAGUAUCUAGCUGGAUAGAGACUGCUAAAGCGCUGGAACCACUCAAGGCGAACGUUAAGAGGUGA
Molecule: messenger RNA, 1107 nt
Organism: Porites lobata
Lineage: Eukaryota; Metazoa; Cnidaria; Anthozoa; Scleractinia; Poritidae
Source: the annotation of a GenBank genome assembly